CCAUAAUUUGCGACUCGUGAGUGUUUUUUCCAGUCCUGUGGUACGUUUCAUAGAACAGCAGUUUUUUGUGGAAAUCUUCCUGUUGAAAAAUGUCGUCCAAGGAUAGAAUUCCUAUUUUCCCAUCUCGAGGUGCCCAAAUGCAGAUGAAGGCACGUCUUGCAGGGGCUCAUAAAGGCCACGGGUUACUGAAAAAGAAGGCGGAUGCAUUGCAAAUGCGUUUUCGUAUGAUUCUCAGUAAAAUUAUUGAGACUAAAACUCUGAUGGGCGAAGUUAUGAAAGAAGCGGCAUUCUCGCUGGCCGAGGCAAAGUUUGCAUCUGGUGACUUCAACCAAGUUGUUCUUCAAAAUGUGACCAAGGCUCAAAUUAAAAUAAGAACUAAAAAAGACAACGUGGCAGGAGUAACGCUGCCUGUGUUUGAAUCGUAUCAAGAUGGUUCCGAUACCUAUGAGUUGACCGGAUUGGCUAAAGGUGGGCAACAGCUGCAAAAAUUGAAAAAGAAUUACCAGAGCGCUGUUAAGUUGCUGGUCGAAUUGGCAUCUCUUCAAACUUCGUUUGUUACGUUAGAUGAAGUUAUUAAAAUCACUAAUCGCCGUGUCAAUGCAAUCGAGCAUGUUAUUAUUCCAAGAAUCGAUCGCACUCUGGCAUAUAUCAUCUCGGAGCUCGAUGAACUGGAACGUGAAGAGUUCUACCGUCUUAAGAAAAUUCAGGAUAAGAAACGUAUCGCGAAGAAGAAAGCAGAGGAAAAACGAGCAGCGUUGUUGCAGGAAGGGAUAGAUGUGCGCAAUCAGGCCAACAUCCUGGACGAAGGAGAUGAUGACAUCUUGUUCUAAAAGAUCCGUAGCAAUUCAUUCCACAGAACGAACAAUGCGUAUAAAUGAAUCGAUAGUGAGCGAUAGAUGAAACGGCUGGAAAGGUCAUUAUUAUGUAGAAACUUAAUGUUGAAUUUUAUUUUCUGUUUUCCUAUUUAAUGCUUCCGAUAUGUUAGAUACACCAUUUCUGUAUUGGUGCGUUUUAAUCCCGUGAGGUACUGCUAUCGAGGGAGAUAAGCAAUUGAAACAAGCACAUGAAUCAACGUACAUACCAAGCAGUACCAACCCAGAAAUGCAUGAAAAGCUUAUAAAAAAUACAUUAUGGUUUUCAUAUUGAUGUUAAUGAUAAAACAGAAGAUGUAAAUAUAUACUUCUCUACCAAUUCGGCUUGUUUAUUUAUUAGGGCUUUAGUUGACAUUCGAGAGAAACGUUUAUUGAAAAACAAGUAAAUUGCAUCAAAGUAUUUUGGUUCGAUCUGUAUCUGUUUUUUUCCAGAUUUUUAUUAUUUUAAAAACAGAAAGCGCAAUAUAAUCGUUCAACUAGCGAAGUGUAACAUUCCUAAAUCUGUAACUUCCGAUGGACAGGACAUCUCACUUCCAACAACAGCACUUCCCGAACAAUCAACAGCAUUACUUUUGUUACACUCCUUUACUAAAUAGUAAACUGUUUUCCUUGUGUCAAAUAUUACUUCUUUCACCAAAUUGGC
Molecule: messenger RNA, 1515 nt
Organism: Anopheles nili
Lineage: Eukaryota; Metazoa; Arthropoda; Insecta; Diptera; Culicidae
Gene: Vha36-1
Product: V-type proton ATPase subunit D 1
Exons: 5
Coding region: 90-830 (246 amino acids)
Cellular component (GO): proton-transporting V-type ATPase complex
Molecular function (GO): proton-transporting ATPase activity, rotational mechanism
Source: RefSeq, a predicted model, not a curated record